Gymnodraco acuticeps is the source of this 1581-nucleotide messenger RNA. RefSeq names its product collagen and calcium binding EGF domains 1 (gene ccbe1). The transcript has 11 exons. Gene Ontology annotation, molecular function: calcium ion binding. The record is from RefSeq and is a predicted model, not a curated record. NCBI's taxonomy places the organism in Eukaryota, Metazoa, Chordata, Actinopteri, Perciformes, Bathydraconidae. Bases 125 to 1342 code for a protein of 405 amino acids.
CGAGGAGAGGGAGGGUCUCGCGCGCGCUGCUGACCACUACUACUCCCUGAAGCUGUAGCAGUGAGGAGUAAUCAGUGCAAGUGUGGAUUACUGUCAGCAGCACCCAGGUGUCUGGACCGAUGAGAUGAUACUAAACCGCAACAGGAGUCCUCUUCUGCUCGCCGUCACCUGCAUGUACAUCUCAGGAGGUCUGCUCUGGUCCUACCAAGAGGAGGAUGCCAGUGACGGUGAAGAGUGCUCAGAGAAUAAGAUUUCCACGACAACGUACCCCUGCCUGAAGCCGAGUGGAGAAGUUACAACAUGUUACAGAAAGAAAUGUUGUAAUGGCUUCAAGUUUGUGCUGGGCCAGUGCAUUCCUGAAGACUAUGAUGUGUGUGCUGGCGCCCCCUGUGAGCAACAGUGCACCGACCACUUUGGUCGAGUGGUGUGCACCUGUUACCGCGGCUACCGCUAUGACCGUGAGCGCCACAGGAAUCGAGAGAAACCCUACUGUCUGGACAUCAACGAAUGUGCAGAUAAAAACAUGACUACGUGCUCUCAGAUCUGCCUGAAUUCUGCGGGGAGCUACAGGUGUGAGUGUGAGACAGACUAUUUCCUGGAAGAAGAUGGGAAAACAUGCACCAAGGGGGAGAGAGCAGUGCAUCUGUUUGAGAAGGCUGACAACGCAAUGAAUGCUGGAACUUGCUCAGCCACAUGUGACGAUUUCAACCAGAUCAGGAUGUCUGUCCUGCAGCUUAAACAGAAGAUGGCUGUGCUGUCAAACAGUGCUGACAUCCCUGAGCAGAUGACCGGCGAGAAAAUUGGGACAUCGCCCAUAUUUCUACCAGGGCCGCCAGGUUUCCCUGGACCUCCAGGUGAGCCAGGACCAGAGGGCCCUCCCGGACUUACAGGACUGUUGGGGCCUCCUGGGCCUCAUGGUCCCAGGGGCUUGAUGGGACCCAUUGGACCCACACCAGACCUGUCACACAUCAAACGGGGCCCCAGAGGACCUGUGGGGCUUCCAGGAGCGCCAGGAAAGGAUGGCCUAAAGGGAGAUAGAGGAGCUUCUGGGCCUGUCGGACCACCAGGUCCUCCGGGCUCCUUUGAUUUCCUGCUGCUGCUGAUGGCAGACAUCCGUAACGAUAUCACUGACCUGCAGAACAAAGUGUACGGGCGCCCGUUGCCCUCUCCGGGGGAGGACUUUCCUGCAGUCCCCGACAGCUGGAGGGACACCCAGGACAAUUUGGAGACCGGCUCAGGUGAGGACUACAAGGAACCUGCACCACGAACAGGCGGAGGAUCAAAGAGAGACAGGAAGUGGAAACCAGCGCGAGAGAGAACAGACUUUAACUGGAAUAUUUAAAAGGGUUUGGGUUUAUAUAUGAUACUGUCAGGUGUAAAUAUUUAAGUGUGUAUGCUUUUUUAUUUAAACAGAGUGUACUGUAUGCCUUUUUAUCACAGAGGUUUAUUUUUAUAUGAUAUACAAGAGUUUGUGUGACUAUUUUUUAACAAAAUUAGUUGAAUGUGCAAAUGCAUGAAUGUGCAAAUGCAUGAAACACAUGUUUCCUUCACGGCACAUUAAACAAGUCUCCUUUAAUCAGA